Hyaloperonospora brassicae is the source of this 504-nucleotide messenger RNA. The record is from the annotation of a GenBank genome assembly. Lineage: Eukaryota; Oomycota; Peronosporomycetes; Peronosporales; Peronosporaceae.
AUGCGCCCGUCACUGUCGUCGUCUACAACGACCCCCAACCGUGGCGAAAAGGGCUGCAACGAGGAGUGCCUUCAUCACCGCCGCCGCCGAGCGGACAGUGCGCCGUUUACCGCGUCGAAGCGCCAGAAAACAGACGACAACGACGCGCGUCGUGGCGAUCGCGAGCCUGCGCGCGCGCCCGCGAGUGGUUUCUUUGUCCGUCUCGCACGUUAUAUUCCUAUUGUGAACAGGUUUGUGGCGGAGGAAGACGUGGGUACGAAUGUGGAUUUGGAUGUCGGCGCGGACGCUGGUGUUGAUGACGACACGGACGAUGUAGAGUCGUCGGUCUUGAAGACAUGUGACCAGAUUCGGACGACGCAAGAGGACUUUGGUGAAGAGGGCGAGGGACGGGACCGUGAUGGUGGUGAAGAUGGAGGCGAAGAUGAAAAAAGGUCAAGGGAAGAAGAAAGUUGCCACAAGACUGUCGCCUCCGCGCAAGUGUCGUCGUUCAAGGCCGCCGUGUGA